AUGAUCCCAAAGGUUCUCAAAGCGAUUAUUGCAACAGACGGCGUCCGACAAACUGCUGUCCGAGAGACAGGUGUUGCGCAAGAACGAACAUCGAAUGCGAACGCAAACCGCACUGACGUUCUCUCUCAAUUACUGUCUAUCAUGCGAGAGAAGAACGACUGCCUCACCAUUAAAAAGAUCCAUGUGGAGAUGUGGGCUGCUGUUAUCGCUGGUUCGGACAGUACCUCCGGUGCGCUUCACGGCACAAUAACCCAUCCUGUGCAAUACAACCAGGCCACUAAGAUGCCAUACCUCAGAGCUGUGAUACAGGAGUCACUAAGGCUGUGUCCACCUUUUGCUCUCUUAGGUCAUCAUAUUCCUGCUACCUUCAAGGUCGGUAUGAAUGCAAUGGUCACGCAGUUUGAUAAAACUGUCUUCGGCAAAGACGCGCGAGAGUUCCGUCCAGAACGAUGGCUUGAGGGCGAGGAGCGAUUUAGGCUCAUGGGAAAAGCGAUGCUUGUAUUUAGCGCAGGCACCAGAACCUGUAUCGGCAGGCAUGUGAGUGUCGCAAACCAUAUUUCAAUGCAGUAUCGCAUCGACUGA
Messenger RNA from Alternaria postmessia, 582 nucleotides. RefSeq lists its product as uncharacterized. Gene Ontology annotation, molecular function: monooxygenase activity; iron ion binding; heme binding. Lineage: Eukaryota; Fungi; Ascomycota; Dothideomycetes; Pleosporales; Pleosporaceae. The transcript has 5 exons. The record is from RefSeq and is a predicted model, not a curated record. Bases 1 to 582 code for a protein of 193 amino acids.